Molecule: messenger RNA, 1065 nt
Organism: Eimeria mitis
Lineage: Eukaryota; Apicomplexa; Conoidasida; Eucoccidiorida; Eimeriidae
Exons: 2
Coding region: 1-1065 (354 amino acids)
Biological process (GO): protein modification process
Cellular component (GO): cytoplasm
Molecular function (GO): biotin--[biotin carboxyl-carrier protein] ligase activity
Source: RefSeq, a predicted model, not a curated record
AUGCCAGGAGCGCGGGUGGGGGCAUCGAGGACGUCAGCAGCAGCAGCAGCAGCAGCAGCAACAGGAGCAGCAGCAACAGGAGCAGCAGCAGCAGCAGCAGCAGAUGUGCCGCCUUCAGCUGCGAAGGUGAGGAGGGUGGGGGGGGGCUCUUUGGAUGUUAUAGAGCUGUCCUUCUCCUCCCUCGACUCCACGCAGAAGUGGGCAGAACGGCAUCUAGACGAGCUCGUGUAUGCACACCUGCAGCAGCAGCAGCAGCAGCAGCAGCAGCAGAAGCAGCAGGAGCGGCAGGGGGGGUGCUGCCUGUGCAUAACUGCAGCGCAGCAAACCGCAGGUGUGGGUACUCGGAGAGGAGAUACAGGAGAAGAGCGUCGUUGGGUUUCUGCUGCAGGCAACUUGCAUGCAACAUAUUUGCUGCCUUGGCGGCAGCAGCAGCAGCAGUUGCUGCUGCAUCUACCUUUUGUUGCUGCUCUGUCUGUACAGCGCGUGCUGCAGCAGCUAGGCGUUCAAUACCCACAGAUCAAAUGGGUCAAUGAUGUUCUCGUUCACAACAAAAAAAUUGCGGGUGUUCUCUGCCAGAACACCAACCGCACCCUUGCUGCUGCUGCUGCUGCUGCUGCAGCUGCUGCUGCAGGGCAAAGGACUCCUGCAGCAGCAGCAACAACACCAACAGCAUCUGAUGAUGUUGUUGUUUUGAUGGGGAUCGGCCUCAAUCUUAUUUCUCAUCCUUGGGGGCAGCUGAGUGACUGCUGCUAUCAAGGCAGCACAGAUGUGCGUGAGGUGCUGCAACAGCAGCAACAGCAGCAGCAACAGCAACAGCAACAACAGCAAAAGCAGCAGCUAAAACAACUGCUGCUGCAUCAGUACAACGACCUCGCCAUGUGGCCGCCUCCCUCUUCUCUUUUGCUCGCCUCCAGCAGCAGCCAGAGCAGCAGCAGCAGCAGCAACAGCAGCAGCAACAGUGACAGUACCAUGAACACUCAUGUGGCCGCCUCCCUCUUCUCUUUUGCUCGCCUCCAGCAGCAGCCAGAGCAGCAGCAGCAGCAGCAGCAGCAGCAGCAAAAGUAA